Messenger RNA from Nanorana parkeri, 2409 nucleotides. Its product is annotated as extensin-2-like. NCBI's taxonomy places the organism in Eukaryota, Metazoa, Chordata, Amphibia, Anura, Dicroglossidae. The transcript has a single exon. The record is from RefSeq and is a predicted model, not a curated record. The coding region runs from base 1 to 2409 and encodes 802 amino acids.
AUGGGCCGCUACACCAAUGCCACCCCCACCCGGCACAGAGCCCAACCACCCAUGGGUCGCUACACCAAUGCCACCCGUACCCGGCACAGAGCCCAACCACCCAUGGGUCGCUACACCAAUGCCACCCGUACCCGGCACAGAGCCCAACCACCCAUGGGUCGCUACACCAAUGCCACCCGUACCCGGCACAGAGCCCAACCACCCAUGGGUCGCUACACCAAUGCCACCCGUACCCGGCACAGAGCCCAACCACCCAUGGGUCGCUACACCAAUGCCACCCGUACCCGGCACAGAGCCCAACCACCCAUGGGUCGCUACACCAAUGCCACCCGUACCCGGCACAGAGCCCAACCACCCAUGGGUCGCUACACCAAUGCCACCCGUACCCGGCACAGAGCCCAACCACCCAUGGGUCGCUACACCAAUGCCACCCGUACCCGGCACAGAGCCCAACCACCCAUGGGUCGCUACACCAAUGCCACCCGUACCCGGCACAGAGCCCAACCACCCAUGGGUCGCUACACCAAUGCCACCCGUACCCGGCACAGAGCCCAACCACCCAUGGGUCGCUACACCAAUGCCACCCGUACCCGGCACAGAGCCCAACCACCCAUGGGUCGCUACACCAAUGCCACCCGUACCCGGCACAGAGCCCAACCACCCAUGGGUCGCUACACCAAUGCCACCCGUACCCGGCACAGAGCCCAACCACCCAUGGGUCGCUACACCAAUGCCACCCGUACCCGGCACAGAGCCCAACCACCCAUGGGUCGCUACACCAAUGCCACCCGUACCCGGCACAGAGCCCAACCACCCAUGGGUCGCUACACCAAUGCCACCCGUACCCGGCACAGAGCCCAACCACCCAUGGGUCGCUACACCAAUGCCACCCGUACCCGGCACAGAGCCCAACCACCCAUGGGUCGCUACACCAAUGCCACCCGUACCCGGCACAGAGCCCAACCACCCAUGGGUCGCUACACCAAUGCCACCCGUACCCGGCACAGAGCCCAACCACCCAUGGGUCGCUACACCAAUGCCACCCGUACCCGGCACAGAGCCCAACCACCCAUGGGUCGCUACACCAAUGCCACCCGUACCCGGCACAGAGCCCAACCACCCAUGGGUCGCUACACCAAUGCCACCCGUACCCGGCACAGAGCCCAACCACCCAUGGGUCGCUACACCAAUGCCACCCGUACCCGGCACAGAGCCCAACCACCCAUGGGUCGCUACACCAAUGCCACCCGUACCCGGCACAGAGCCCAACCACCCAUGGGUCGCUACACCAAUGCCACCCGUACCCGGCACAGAGCCCAACCACCCAUGGGUCGCUACACCAAUGCCACCCGUACCCGGCACAGAGCCCAACCACCCAUGGGUCGCUACACCAAUGCCACCCGUACCCGGCACAGAGCCCAACCACCCAUGGGUCGCUACACCAAUGCCACCCGUACCCGGCACAGAGCCCAACCACCCAUGGGUCGCUACACCAAUGCCACCCGUACCCGGCACAGAGCCCAACCACCCAUGGGUCGCUACACCAAUGCCACCCGUACCCGGCACAGAGCCCAACCACCCAUGGGUCGCUACACCAAUGCCACCCGUACCCGGCACAGAGCCCAACCACCCAUGGGUCGCUACACCAAUGCCACCCGUACCCGGCACAGAGCCCAACCACCCAUGGGUCGCUACACCAAUGCCACCCGUACCCGGCACAGAGCCCAACCACCCAUGGGUCGCUACACCAAUGCCACCCGUACCCGGCACAGAGCCCAACCACCCAUGGGUCGCUACACCAAUGCCACCCGUACCCGGCACAGAGCCCAACCACCCAUGGGUCGCUACACCAAUGCCACCCGUACCCGGCACAGAGCCCAACCACCCAUGGGUCGCUACACCAAUGCCACCCGUACCCGGCACAGAGCCCAACCACCCAUGGGUCGCUACACCAAUGCCACCCGUACCCGGCACAGAGCCCAACCACCCAUGGGUCGCUACACCAAUGCCACCCGUACCCGGCACAGAGCCCAACCACCCAUGGGUCGCUACACCAAUGCCACCCGUACCCGGCACAGAGCCCAACCACCCAUGGGUCGCUACACCAAUGCCACCCGUACCCGGCACAGAGCCCAACCACCCAUGGGUCGCUACACCAAUGCCACCCGUACCCGGCACAGAGCCCAACCACCCAUGGGUCGCUACACCAAUGCCACCCGUACCCGGCACAGAGCCCAACCACCCAUGGGUCGCUACACCAAUGCCACCCGUACCCGGCACAGAGCCCAACCACCCAUGGGCCGCUACACCAAUGCCACCCUCAUCCAGCACAGAGCCCAACCAGCCAUGGACCGCUACACCAAUGCCACACCCUCCCGGCACAGAGUCCAACCACACAUGGGCCGCUAG